AACAAAUUUACUGAUAGCAGAAAGCUCUUUUCUAUAAAAUAACAGAUCUUUUCUGCACGGAUUCAGUUAGACGGUUGACAGCGAUUUUGGCGGUUCAGUGUCUGAUUUUGCGGAAUUCGUGAGGUGCUUUGAUUUUUUUUUUUUUUGUGAUAUUCAUAUUGAAAGAACGAGAAAAACAGCAAAAUGGCAAAUCCAAAUCAAGAAAUUCAGUACACAAAGCUUUUUAUCAACAAUGAAUUUGUUGAUUCGGUCUCAGGCAAAAAAUUUGCAGCCAUCAAUCCAGCAACUGGCAAAGUAAUCGUUGAGGUUGCUGAAGGUGAUAAGGCCGAUGUUGACAUUGCUGUAAAGGCAGCCAAAAAAGCAUUCCACCGAGAUUCAGAAUGGCGCAAAAUGGGUCCAUUGCAACGUACCGAGUUGUUGAACAAGUAA
This is a messenger RNA of Teleopsis dalmanni, 429 nucleotides long. Its product is annotated as retinal dehydrogenase 1-like. The record is from RefSeq and is a predicted model, not a curated record. Bases 184 to 429 code for a protein of 81 amino acids. Gene Ontology annotation, molecular function: aldehyde dehydrogenase (NAD+) activity. Lineage: Eukaryota; Metazoa; Arthropoda; Insecta; Diptera; Diopsidae. The transcript is spliced from 3 exons.